ACAGUGUGUUUGAGUAUGCUAGAGUGGCAUCGUUUAUGUCAUUGCUUCCAAACAAGAAGUUAUUUUUGUUUCCAUAAAACCUGUUACUCUGUUACCUCAACAACAACUAUCGUCAUCGCUUGGGGUCAUUUCUCGAGUUCGCAGCUUCAGAAGCGAUCUCAUUUUCAGACGACCCAUCAUACUAAGAAGAACCACACGCUAAAAACGUACAAAAUGAAGAUUUUCCUCGUUUUCAUAGGUGUUUUUGUUGUGUCCAUCAACGCCCAAUUCGAUUAUGGUUACACGGAAGAUUCACCAGCAGACAAAAUCAAAGAUAAUCCCGGAAAAUGUUUCGUGGACGGCGUUGGAUUGAUGGACAAAGGAGCAGAAGCCAAAGUUAGUGGAAAAUGCGAAAAAGUUUCGUGCUUAGAUGAGGGAAAAUACCGAGUGAAAAAAUGUCCACCAUUGGCAGUUGAACCGCCAUGCUACGCUGUUUAUCCAGAUGUAUCUUUUCCAGAAUGCUGUACUUUCAAAAUAGAAUGUCUCCCGCGUAAGCCAACACCUGUUCCUCCCACAAGAAGAAAUUAGCGAGCUUUUCACUUAUUUCUCAUGAAUUAUAUCACUUUUUGUUCGAGAUAAUAAAAUAUUUAUAUCA
Coccinella septempunctata (seven-spotted ladybird) is the source of this 634-nucleotide messenger RNA. RefSeq lists its product as uncharacterized. Lineage: Eukaryota; Metazoa; Arthropoda; Insecta; Coleoptera; Coccinellidae. The record is from RefSeq and is a predicted model, not a curated record. The transcript has 4 exons. Bases 16 to 567 code for a protein of 183 amino acids.